This is a messenger RNA of Sphaerodactylus townsendi, 5680 nucleotides long. RefSeq names its product extended synaptotagmin 1 (gene ESYT1). The coding region runs from base 7 to 3369 and encodes 1120 amino acids. The record is from RefSeq and is a predicted model, not a curated record. Gene Ontology annotation, molecular function: lipid binding. Gene Ontology annotation, biological process: lipid transport. The transcript is spliced from 31 exons. Lineage: Eukaryota; Metazoa; Chordata; Lepidosauria; Squamata; Sphaerodactylidae.
CGUUCCAUGACCGUAGCAGCCGCGGGAGCCGUGCAGUCAGCCGCAGUGAGCCUGGCGCUCUUCGCGGCCAUGGAGCGAGGCUCGGGGCAGGCGGCGGCGUCUGCAGCAGCGCCGGGCCCGGGCCCGGAGGUCGCCCCCUCCUCCGGCUUCCGCUCGCGCGGCCUGGGGGGCAUCGGCUCUGCAGAAACCCUGGCGGCGCUGGGCGCGGUCGGGCGGCGCCUGCUGUGGUUGCUGCCCGUGUACCUGGCGGGCCGGGCGGGGCUCAGCCUGGGCUUUGUGGUGGCCGGGGUGGCCGUCUACAUGGGCUGGAAGAGCCGACGGCUGGGCAAGGAGCGGUCGCUGCGGCGGGCUGGGCUGCUACUGAGCGACGAGGAAGGGGCGGUGAGCGGCGCGGCCAGCUCCGCAGAGCUGGGCCUGGGGAAGAGCGAUCUGCCCGCGUGGGUCAGUUUCCAUGAUGUUGAGAAAGUUGAAUGGCUCAACAAGAUUCUGGCCCAGGCAUGGCCCUUCUUUGGCCGGUACAUGGAGAAAUUGCUGGUGGAGAACAUCACACCCAGUAUCCGGGCCUCCAACAACCAUUUGCAGACGUUCACCUUCAGCAAAGUUGACAUGGGGGAAAAGCCACUCAAAAUCCUUGGAGUCCAGGUUCACAGUGGCACGAACAAGAAUCAGAUCCUGCUGGACCUAACAGUCAGCUAUGUCGGUGAUGUUCAGAUUGAUGUGGAAGUGAAGAAGUAUUUCUGUAAGGCUGGGGUGAAGGGCAUGCAGAUGCAUGGCAUGCUGCGGGUCAUCCUGGAACCUCUCAUUGGUGACGUCCCUAUUGUCGGGGCACUCAGUGUGUUCUUCAUUCGCCGGCCAACUCUGGACAUUAACUGGACUGGAUUUACCAACCUCUUGGAUAUCCCUGGGUUGAGCUCAGUUUCUGACACAAUGAUUAUGGACUCCAUUGCCUCUUUCUUGGUUCUGCCCAACCGCUUGCUCAUCCCAUUGAUCCCUGACCUGCAUGACGCAGCUGAGCUCCGCUCUCCUGUGCCCAGGGGUGUUGUCCGUGUGCAUCUGAUAGAGGCCAAAGAUCUACAGUCGAAGGAUAAAUACAUCAAGGGGAUGAUUGAGGGCAAAUCAGACCCAUAUGCCAUUGUGCGAGUGGGUACCCAGGUCUUUACCAGCAAGGUCAUUGAUGAAGACCUCAACCCCACAUGGAAUGAGACGUAUGAGUUCAUUGUACAUGAGGUACCGGGACAGGAACUGGAGGUGGAGCUGUACGACAAGGACCCUGAUCAGGAUGACUUCUUGGGCAGGAUGAAGCUGGACCUUGGGGAGGUGUCCAGGGCUCAUGUGCUAGAGGAGUGGUUCCCCUUGCAAGAUGGUGGCCGGGCACGUGUGCAUCUGCGCCUGGAGUGGCUUACCUUGAUGCCAGGUUCCUCCAAGCUGGAUGAGGUUCUUCAGAGGAACAAAACUAUCUCCUCAAAGCCAGAGCCUCCAUCAGCUGCCAUCUUGGUUGUCUAUCUGGACAAGGCACAAGAACUCCCGUUGAAAAAAUCCCUCAAGGCGGCCAAUCCUGUUGUACAACUCUCUAUCCAAGAUGUCACUCGUGAGAGCAGGGUUGUCUAUAACACUGUCUCCCCUGUCUGGGAUGAUGCCUUCCAUUUCUUUCUGCAAAACCCAGCCAAAGACGAUAUUGACAUACAGGUCAAAGAUGACAACCGGCAGACUACACUGGGCUCUGUCACUAUCCCCCUGUCUCGUCUGUUGAGUGCUGACAAUCUGACCCUUGACCAAGGGUUCCAGCUGGAGAACUCUGGACCCAACAGCCGCAUCUACAUGAAACUCAUUAUGCGGGUCUUAUAUCUUGAUGCCCCUGAAGGUGGCCUGACCCCCCGGCCAUGUCCUCCAGGAUCUCUGAAUGUUACCGAAAGUGCCUGUGUCGGCAGCAGCGUUGACAAGACUCCUCGGCCUCUUGCAGCCAGCCCUGAUGCCCAGUUUGGCACUGAGAACGUGAUUCGUAUUCAUCUUCUGGAGGCUGAGAACCUCAUUGCCAAGGAUAACUUCAUGGGUGGGAUGAUCAAGGGCAAGUCGGACCCUUACGUCAAAGUGCGCUUGGGUGGCCAGAAGUUCCGCAGCCGUGUCAUCAAAGAGGAGCUCAACCCCCGCUGGAGUGAGAUCUAUGAGGUCAUAGUGAAUGAUGUUCCAGGCCAGGAGGUGGAAUUUGACUUGUAUGACAAAGAUGUUGACAAAGAUGACUUUCUGGGAAGGUGUAAGAUCCCUCUAAGACGAGCACUAACCUGCAAGUUUGUUGAUGAGUGGCUCCCCUUAGAGGACGUGAAGUCAGGACGGCUCCAUGUGAAGCUGGAGUGCCUGCCUCCCAUGCCUAGCGCUGCUGAGCUGGAGCAGGUACUGCUGGUGAACAGUUUGAUCCAGACACCAAAGAAUGAGGAACUGUCAUCUGCCUUACUGUCUGUCUUCCUUGACAGGGCAGCCGAGUUGCCGAUGAGAAAGGGCUCAAAACCCCCAAACCCAUAUGUCAGUCUUUCUGUCCGUGGAACCUCCUAUAAGACCAAGGUUGCCUCUCAGACAGCAGAUCCAAUUUGGGAUGAAGGUUUCUCCUUCCUUAUCAAGAAGCCCCAUUCAGAGUCUUUGGAGUUGCAGGUAAAGGACGAUGGGCACGUUGUGGGUAUGAUGUCGCUUCCACUUUCGCAGCUGCUGGCAGCAGAGGGGCUUGUCCUGGACCGCUGGUUCCCCCUUGGCAACUCUGGUCCCGGGAGCCAGAUCCUGUUGCGAGCGCAGCUUGGGCUUCUUAUCUCCCAACACUCUGGUGUGGAGGCCCUCAAUAAUGGGGCAGGUGAAGAGAAUGGAGACAGUUCCCACAAGGGAUCCGAGACUGAACUGUGUAUCAGGGAGGAUGGAGACUCUAGUUCCGCGCAGGAGCUGCGCCAGCGCAUGCCUCACGCCCACAGCAAUUUGGAGCUGUCGGACUCCCCCCUCGGCCAACUGCGUCUCACUGUUUGGUACCACGUGGAUGCACGCAAGCUUGUUGCCAUUGUGCAUGCCUGCAGGAACCUUAAAUCAAGCACUAAGGAUUUUCCUGACCUCUACGUCUCUCUCAUUCUUCUGCCUGACAAAUCCCGUGUCACCAAGAGAAAGACCACUCUGCGGAAGAAGACACUUAAUCCUGAGUUCAAUGAAAAGUUUGAGUGGGACGUACCCUUGGAAGAAGCCCAGCGAAGGAAGCUGGAGGCCUAUGUUAAAAAUGGUGCCUCUUUCAUGUCACGACCAGAGGCAGUUGGAAAGGUCCACCUUGACCUUUCACAGAUGGACCUGACUCAAGGCGCUGCCCAGUGGUAUGACUUAAAAGAUGACAAAAGCAGCACCUAGUCGCUCCAGUGCCUCCUUUGUGAAAUCUCACCGUUUGAGGAGUUCAAGAGCUGGCACGAACGUCUCCACCACCCUUCGCCGCAGGAUUUUAAGCUCACCCCCUGCCAAACAGCCUUUUCAGUGUUUUGCUUUGAAGCAAUCCUAGCGUUACAUUUUUAUAAUCUUAUUUUCAGUGUGAAGCUGGUAGGGAUCGAGAAGCGACUCGUAGGCGGAGUUUGAAGGAGGUGGGUGGAGUCACAUCCUGCAUUCACCCUUUGUGCUUCUUUCAACACAGCAAAUCACAUUCUGCCUUUUUUCUUGACCAAAGAAGAGAGCUUUUUCUUUCAUCCUUCCAUUGAGGACAGACGUCCUUAGGGGCUUGUUGUGAGCCAACUCUUUCAGCAGCCCCCAGAGAGGCUACAAAGUGGGCCUUAGGGCUGUGUGUGCCAGUUGGAAAAGUUUACGAAGACCAACGUGGAGGGACCAAAUAUUUUUCCACAGUAAUAGUGGGCAAAUAGCCAACAGACCUCCUUUGGAACAAGGGAUUCCAAGCCUGAGCAGGGUCACUGGUAUCCCCAAAGGGGAUCAAGUAGCAUAUUUUAGCUAGGAAGGGAACAUUGUUCAGCUUGUGCAAGGGACAGGGGUUCUGACCCAGCCCUCCUGUUACUGUGGUUUGAAACUGACAUGGGUCAUGUUUCAACCAAGGGUUUAAAAAGGAGAGGGUGCAGUAGCCAAGUACUUUUUAUUUGCAGUGUCUUUUAUAUUUUCCACCGGUUUGUGGACUCCAUGGCUCUGGCUUUUAUGCAUCCCGCUAACGCCUCAGUGGUACAGUAUCCAUGCUGGCAGCGGCAGCUCACCCUAACUUUAUCAACCAUACCCAUUCUUUCUGUCUCUGGCUCCUGCUUGUCGUCUUUUCUCACUGCAUAUUCUGCCGCUUCUGUCUGCAGUAUCUGUGCCAUGUUUGGAGAUUUUUUAAAGAUGAAUGUUCCCUGGUGCCUUCUUGCACUCAAGUCUGGAGUUGGUGAGUUGGGUGAAAACCUCUUCCUCCUCACCUGACUGCACCAAGUUUUAGGGCUUUGUGCAUUCUGUAGCAAGGGAACUCUUAAUUUGCAAAUAUGCAGAGAAUUCAUCUGACUGUGUAUGGACUCACUUGCAAUAUUUGCGUCUUGACUGAUUUUGAAUACACUGUGUAAGACAAAUGGAAGGAGAGAAGCAGGAGGUGGUAAAGAGAGGAGAUUUGCUUUGAGGAUCCAAAGAUAACAGGAUUAUUUUGACGUAAACAGCUUAAACACUAGGAUCCUCUUGCUGCUGCUUUGCUACAAUCAUCUAGAAGCAAAAUUAAUUCAACAGUUCUGCAUGGUAUUUAUUAUAGCACUAUAUUCCUCACAAAAAUACAGCAAUAUCCAUCCUCAAAAGAAAGAUUAUACUAUAAUAUGUUUAUGUGGAAGGAAGUCCUAUUUGUGCAUCUGUCCCUUUAAUUGGUAGUUUUUACCUGUUUCUUUUAAAGCAACUUCUGUUUCUUGGCUUGUGCUUCCAAUUAAUUUCUUCCAGUUCCUGAAUUAAUAUUUAAUUGUCUAGUUCCUGUUUCAGGAGGGAGGCAAGUUAGCUACUGAUUUUCGGUAUACAGCCAAAACAAUUGCAUGUUCUUUUUUCACUGUGCAGUUGUGCAAUCACGGUAAUAAAAAAAGAAAAAUAAUGUCUUUGACUGUACAGAAUUAGUCAGUAAUCAAAGUCCCCUCCUCCUGAAAGUGACCAGGGGGCAAUGAAGUGACUCUGAGAAGCAAAAGCCUUUCUAAAACACGAAAGGAGAAAAAUGCCUCGGGACAGUAGCCUAAAGAAACCUCAGGAACGUCUUGUGUAUCCAAUCUGGUCUGGCCAGUGUUUGUAAUUAAAAAAAAACUGAAGUCAGGUGGAAAAAAUAGGAGGACAGUAAAGAAAGCAGUAGAAUACAGUUUUGCUGUAGCAGCAUCAUAUGUAAAAAUGCGGUAAAUUAUUUACAUUUCAGACUUAAAUGGCGAGGGUGAAAAAAGCCAGAAGCUUUACUGUGAUCCAGCAUACACUGUGGGACAAAUUUCACAUUACAUAACAGCUGUGAGGAAUGGCUUGUGGAUUCAAAAAGAAAAGAACAAAAACCCAAAUGGGUUCAAAACAAUGUUGCUGGGGGAGAAAGGGCUCCAAGCCAUUUCUCUGUGCAAAAAAUGUGCUGGGUGAAGUUAUUUUCUGAUUUUGGUGUUCCACGUGGAGUAUAUAUGCACAUGGAGCUGCAAGAUAGGGCAAUAACUCUCCCCAGCAUGGUUUUCAUGUUGGGAAGACAGCUGCGGGGGGCGGGGGG